UUCCAGGAGGAAGAAAGACAUCGGAGAGCAAUAUGGGAAGACAAUGUCAAGAUGAUCAAACUGCUCAGUGAGGAGAAUGGCCUGGGGAUGAACAACGUCACCGUAGAGAUGAAUGAAUUUGGUGACAUGACUGGUGAAGAGAUGAGGGAAAUGAUGAAGGGGAGUUCAGUUCUGACUCUAAAGAAUGGGAAACACAUCCAGAAACGAGGAGAUACCAACAUCCCCAAAACUUUGGAUUGGAGAACACAAGGCUAUGUAACCCCCGUGCAGAGACAGGGAGAUUGUGGUGCUUGUUGGGCUUUUGCUGUGGCUGGUGCCAUAGAAGGACAACUGUUCAAGAAAACAGGAAAACUGACCCCAUUGAGUGCCCAGAACCUAAUUGACUGCUCUAGAUCUUUUGGUACUACUGGUUGUAAAGGAGGCAGGCUCUAUAAUGCCUUCCAAUAUGUAAAGAACAAUGGAGGUCUGGAGGCUGAGGCAACCUAUCCAUAUGAAGCAAAGGAAGGACGCUGCAGGUACCGUGCUGAACGUUCUGUUGUCAAGGUUGCCCGCUUUUACGUUGUCCCAAGGAAUGAAGACGCCCUACUGAAGGCUUUAGUAACUCAUGGGCCCAUUGCUGUUGGAAUUGAU
Molecule: messenger RNA, 630 nt
Organism: Alexandromys fortis (reed vole)
Lineage: Eukaryota; Metazoa; Chordata; Mammalia; Rodentia; Cricetidae
Product: cathepsin 7-like
Exons: 4
Biological process (GO): immune response; positive regulation of peptidase activity; positive regulation of apoptotic signaling pathway
Cellular component (GO): lysosome
Molecular function (GO): cysteine-type endopeptidase activator activity involved in apoptotic process; cysteine-type endopeptidase activity
Source: RefSeq, a predicted model, not a curated record